AUUGAGAUUACGGUUGUCCUUCUACUUUUUUCUGAUCUCUGAGAAUUCCAAUUCUUGUAGCUGCAUUUCCUGUGUGUGUUUUCCCAGCUCACCGGAAAAGCUGCUGUCCUAGAGGCUUGUGAAAGCAGCUUUCGGCGAGAAGGAAAGACUUCCGGGCCCAGUCUGCCGCGCAAAGAACCGAGCUUCCAAAGCUACUUGAAAGAAAUCAACAUCAUCCUGAGCCCGAACUUGUCGCAACCCACAACAAUUUCCUCAACACUCUCCACUCUCCUCUCAUAAAGGCCUCCCGCCUUUCUCCCUACCUUGGUCAGGUCUUUGCGCAAAGAACUUGUCCACGAUGCCACCAAUUGGUGAUGAUACCGUGCAAACGCUGCAAGACUUGGUCCAGAAGCUUGAAUCGCGGGUGAAGCAGCUCGAGGACAAGUUGAACCAUGCUCAAGCCGGUACCACGCAUACUGUAGCAGAAGGCGUUCGCAUGAUCUUAAUGGGCCCUCCUGGAGCAGGAAAGGGAACUCAAGCACCAAAGAUCAAGGAACGAUUCUCAUGUUGUCACUUGGCCACCGGAGACAUGCUUCGAUCACAGGUUGCGAAGAAGACACCUUUAGGGAAGGAAGCCAAGAAGAUUAUGGACCAAGGUGGUCUCGUCAGCGACGAGAUCGUCAUUGGUAUGAUCAAGGCUGAGCUUGAGACAAACCAGGAAUGCAAAGGAGGCUUCAUCCUUGACGGUUUCCCACGAACAGUUGUUCAGGCAGAGCGAUUGGACUCCAUGCUUGCGGACCGAAACCAAAAAUUACAGCAUGCUGUCGAGCUUCAGAUUGAUGAUGGGCUUCUUGUCUCGCGGAUAACUGGUCGUUUGGUUCACCCAGCUUCUGGCCGCUCAUACCACAAGAUUUUCAAUCCACCCAAGGAAGACAUGAAGGAUGAUAUCACCGGCGAGCCCUUAAUCCAACGAUCAGACGAUAAUGCUGAGGCUUUGAAAAAGAGACUUGUGACAUACCACCAACAGACUGCUCCCGUUGUUGGUUAUUAUCAAAAGACUAGUAUUUGGAAAGGUAUUGACGCCAGCCAAGAACCUGGACAAGUUUGGAAGAGUUUGCUCGGGGUUUUCGAUGCCGAAAAGAAAAAGCCAAGCCUGCUCAGCAAGAUUACUGGACACUAAGCUUGCAUCGGAAAUAGACACAGUGUCACCAGGUCAGGAAAAGUUACGAAAGAUGUGUGAUUAAGUUUGUGGACAUGGAACAUAGAUUCAUGUUCGCCUCUUAAAGAGCGGGAGGGCGACUGCACGACUGUACGACCCCUUAGCACAUGGGUUUCAUGCCCAGUAAUUAGGGGGUUGGUCCGGUCUAUGUACAAUAGCUUUUCUCUCUCGUACAAUCAAGAACGUUAAUGGCUUAUGCACGAUUUCACUUCCCCAUACCAUUCUAAUAUCCGGAACCGUGAUUGUUCCUUUCCCCGUCG
This is a messenger RNA of Mollisia scopiformis, 1458 nucleotides long. Its product is annotated as putative adenylate kinase 1. Gene Ontology annotation, cellular component: mitochondrion; cytoplasm. The transcript has 4 exons. Gene Ontology annotation, biological process: ADP biosynthetic process. NCBI's taxonomy places the organism in Eukaryota, Fungi, Ascomycota, Leotiomycetes, Helotiales, Mollisiaceae. The record is from RefSeq and is a predicted model, not a curated record. The coding region runs from base 338 to 1159 and encodes 273 amino acids. Gene Ontology annotation, molecular function: ATP binding; AMP kinase activity.